Pocillopora meandrina is the source of this 6418-nucleotide messenger RNA. The record is from the annotation of a GenBank genome assembly. Lineage: Eukaryota; Metazoa; Cnidaria; Anthozoa; Scleractinia; Pocilloporidae.
GUGUUGGGGAGAUAAAAGCAACAAUGCAAGCCCAUCUGCUGGAAGGAAUGAAUUUAUUGCAGUGAGCAGGUAAACUGAAUAAAAGUCUGAAAGAUGCGUCGAGUGCAUUCAUGCUACUACAUUUUGUCUUCGACCGCUGGGUAGAUUUCCGUGGAUCAUGUUAGAAUAUUUCAAUUAAAGAAUAUUUAUUUGGUCACGUCCACCUACAGAGAUUAUCGGAAAAGUGUUUUGUGGCGAAUUGCAUGUUUUCUUUCCCAAUUUGAAAGGUGGUCUCCUCCAUGGAUGCUAGGAAGGGUGAAAUUUUGAAGAUUACAGAGCACGAAUGGAAACUUGGUAUCUGUAUUGGAAGGGGAACAUGUAGUGAGGUUUUUGAGGCUGCUGGGACCCUCUGCUAUAAGAGUGGGCGUAAGAGAGCUGUUAAAGGAGCUGUCAAGGUUUUCAAGGAAGGAUCACAAUUUGAACAAGCUGCUCUCAACGAGAUAAAGAUUUUGCAGUAUUUAUGUCAUGAAAGUGAAUCCCUCGACGUAUAUUACUUUGGUGAGUAUUUUUUAUAUGCAUUUGAAACUGUUUUCAAUGCUAAGUAAACUGGAAAGUUAGAAAAAAGAUGAUUCAAGAAAGGUUUUGACAAAGGUGAAAAGUUUGGUCGUGACUCACUGUUGUAUCAAAGUUGACCAACUUAAUUCUAAGGGGGGUGGGGAGGCUGGCCAUUGUACAAGUGUUACUGUGAGCUAAUGGUUUGACUGAAUGGUACUCAGACACUCUGCCAACAUGUCAACUUGCCAAAAAUCUACUCUCUGACACAAUUAGUCAAUUUGCAUAGUCAUCACCUCAGGUAAACUUGCUGAUUUACUUGUCACUUUGCCAAUGUCCUCAGUCACUUCAAUCCUGACAUAUAUUCAGUGAGAGUUAUUGGGCCAGUAAUUUCUCUGAACAAUCAGCAAAUGUAAACCUAGUACAGUUGACAGCAAGUUGAUGUUGGGAAAUUGACCAAAAAUAUCGAGAAGUUGACUAGUGGUAUCAGCGAGUUGCUUUCAAGCAUGUAUAGCACUAACAAUUAGGCCCCUCCAUUAUGGGAGAGGUCUAAAAAUCAUCACCUUGAUUUUUUUGCUUAUUUAAUGGUACAUAUUUGUUUUCUUUUCAGUGCAUUUAUUGGAUUACUUCCUUUAUAGAGGUAAUUUCUACUUGGUUUUUGAGCAGUUGGAUUGUCAUCUUCAUCACAUUUUGCUUAAGUACUCAGCCAAAGGUCUUCCUAUCUCUAUUGUGAGAAGAUGUUCUAAGGAUGUUGUCAAAGCCUUGAGCUUUUUAGCCAUCAAAAGAGUAGUUCAUGGUGACCUAAAGAUGUCCAAUAUAAUGUGGAAUCCAAACAGAGGUAUCUUUCAACUGGUGGAUUUUGGACUCAGUUUCCUUGAAGGACAUCUUCAAGUGAGUCUUGUGUUUGUUUCACUGACAGUGAUUUUCUGUACAAAGUUUUGAAAAUGCUUUUGGGGUUGGGGAAUCAUCAUAAUUUGAAGGAUGUAAGGAUGGUUAAAAUGGCUAGCAAUAUGUUUGAUAAAUCUGUGAAACCUUUAACCCCCAUGAGUCACCAUGUGUGAGACCUUGAAGAAGGUCUUAACACUUCAAAUGUCAUGGUGAAUAUUGUUGGUCACUAGAGAUUUUUGAAAAUAAGGCUGACAGUCAGCUAUCUUAGCCCUUUAACUCCCAUGAGUGACCAAGAAAAAAUUUCUCUUUACAAUUUCAAUAUAAGAUCAAGCAGAUAAGUAAUAACAAUAUAGGAAAUAUCAACUAGGAGAUUAUUGGUAGAUCCAAUAUUGAAUUCUCCAAACUAAAACCAUACAAAUUGUAGGAAAGAGAAUAAGGAGAAUCACUACUGAUUGAGAUUUUGAGAGUCAAAGGUUUCAGUGCUUUUUAAAUGUAUUGAAUUGCAGAGAACAUGUUUUGGUACCAUUAUAGUGACAUGAAAAAAUUCAUCAAAUAUAUGAAAAAAUACAGAUAAUUGUGCAACGUUAGUAUCUGUUUUAUAUUCUUCAGCCUUCUCAGCCUCUUCAGAGCCCUGGUUACCAAUCUCCUGAGGUGCAAAUGUGGAACAGACUAGUUCCUCAUGGUACAACUGAAAAUAGUAUGUCGGUGAGUAGUCCAGAGUACUUAAGAGCAGAUCUCCAGAAAUUAAACAGGGAUAUGGCAAUAUUAAAAAAGGUUACACCAACCCUCUUUUGGACCACCUCACAAAUGACUUUCUUUGAUAUAUUUUUGCAGAAAUGUUUGUUUGCUUGUGACAUGUGGAGCUUUUCUUAUGUACUAUGGUACAUGUACACAGGACACCCAGCUCCCAGACAUGAAUUGCAUGAACCAGUCUGUACCAUGUGCUUGCAAGAAAAGGUAGCUACAAAUCUUUAGGAUAUGUGUUGGAAUUACUGACUCCAUUUGAAACAGCUGUAAAUGUGGCUUACAUUUAGCCAGUUAACCCUUUGACUCCUAAGAGUGACCAGGAUCUAAUUUCUCCCUAUAAUAUCACCCCUGAAUUAUACAUUUAGGUACCAUGAAUAAAGGAAAUGAUUGACAACUGAAGAAGCUCUUGAUUUUUAUACAUAUACUCCAUGUCAGCACCUUAGGAAGUUUAUAGUGAUAAGUAUGGAGAAAAUGUAUAUUGACUUAAUUAGUUUUAAACUUUGUUUUUCCCUCAGGAUUGUAUGCAUUUCCAGCAAAUCCAGAAGGAAUUACCUCAAGAUGAAAGAGAGAUUACGCUUGAACAACAUGACUUUUUCCUUGACUUUGUUAUGAGGUACUGUAAGUAUUUAAUGAACAUUUUGCUUUUGAGUUAUCAACUUUUUCAUUUAGUUACUAACAGCUGUACAUGUUAUACCUUGGUUAUCUCUGUCAGAGAUGUUAAGCAUUCUAUAUUUAGUACAACUGAGGAGUAUUGCUGAUAUGAGAGAUAUGUGUAGUUUGACAGAAUAAUGCAAAGCACAUGACCUGUAGAAUAAUGUUCCAAUUGAAACCUAAUAAAAACGCUUUUAAAAAUGUCCUAACCCUGUUCCAUUCUGUCCACCCAAAAGAGCUGACAUCCAAUUGUGUACUACAGUUGUCCUUUACACUUGCUCAUACAACACCUAAUCCCCAUAGGGGAUUAGGUGUUAAGGAUCUUGUACUCGUGAUUUUCCCCCUCAGCUGGUUUUGGAGUCCAGAUUUCUUUCAUUUCAAGGGAAAAGAAAGUUUAAGGCUUUCAGAUAGAUGCAACUCUCUGGUAUGACUGGAAGGCACCUCAUUUAUGGCCUACCACAGUUUCUCUUGUGAAGAAUCCAGGUUUUAUUUACCUAGGGUAUACAAUAAUGAACAUUGUUGAGAUCAGAAACACUCAAUCCUAUGAAGCUGAGGGAGUUCUGAUAAAUCUGUGGUCAAUUAAGAAUUUCUGAAUGAAACUAAACUUAAAUUUACUUUGACCUGCAGAAUGAUGAAGUGCAAACCAGAGCAGAGGAUAACACCUUUUAAUGCCAUGCAGCAUUCCUUUCUUAACGGCAAGCAAAAAAAAACCUGUCAGAAGGUUCCAUGAAUGUUUUUUGGCCUUUGGUGGUUUGUCUGAACAAUUGUGGCCCUUAAGAAAAACCUGAUUUCUUUUACUAGCAUUGCCAAAGAGCAACUUAAUGUACAGAAUUAUUUUUCUAAGUCACAUCAAUAAAUUGAUAAAUUGUACCUAUAUUUUAGCUCUAUGGUUUGUUUGAAUUAGAAACUGAUUUUAAAAAAAUAUCAGGUGGGUAAAUGAAGUCUUGCUGGAUUUUAAGAGAGUUGUUCCAUGAUGUACAUGACUCUAUAUUUUCCUAUCUUUACACAAAAGAAUUUAUACUCUCCAUAUAACAUUAGCAUCAGAUCUUAACAGAAAGCAGACCUGAGCUAAGUGUCAGGAUAUACCAAGGACUGUUCUGUUCUUCUGAAUUCUGUCCAUAAUGAUUUUCUACCUGAUUGCCUGGCAAACUUGGUUUUGAAUUACCAAGUAUCCACAAGGAGAUGUGUGUCAGUUGCAUCAUGUGUACAUGAAAUGAUACUCUCUUUAUUUCACUUCAGAUCAGCAAAGAAACUUGAUUAACUUUAUUUUGAAAAUCAUAUUAUUGGGCAGUUAUUGCUGCAUAAAGAGAGAGUUGGGUGCCAUUCUCAGUUUGGAUACUUUCAUAUAUUUUUUCCACAAACAAAGUUAUUUGUGAUAGAUAUUAAAUUUGAAAAAUUCAUUUAAAGGAUAACUGGUUGUAAAUGGAGUAAUAUUAAUUUUAUACCCACUAAGACUUAAAAUUAUAUUAUUUUGGUAAUUUUAUUGGUCUUCACACUGACAGAAGGUUCCACCUGGAAUGUUCCAUUGGGUGUGACAGAGUUGUUACUGCUUCCAACUAGAAUCUUACAGCUGACCAACAUUCUUUUAGAAGACCUCUCCACUGAUUUACUAUUUGGUAAACAUAAUUUUUAUUUUGUUAUUUGAAUUAAAAUAUUUAAAAAACUGUGACAAUUCUAAUUUUUUAUGUCAGAAAAUAUUUUUCAAUCUUCAGCAUGAAAAUGGAAUGGCUGGUUACAGUGAAUGAAGUGUAUCAUCAUGUAUUUUUUGUGGUUCAGUGUUGUAUUGGAUUUUGAAUUAAUUUCAAACCAAUUUGAUUUUUAUUUUCUUUGUGUUAGACUCUAAUAAUGAAAAAAAGGAAAAAAAAGAGGUAUCAAACUCGAGUGAAGAUCUUUCAACCAGAAUGAAUUUAACCAUAUACAAUUCAUACACUGCUCAAGCUUGUGUUUUAGUGAUUCUGGGUCUGUAUCAGUCACUUGAAUACCCAGUUCAGCUCAUAAUAUUUUGGUGUUGGGAGUGGAAGCGGAAUCAUUUGGCCUUCAAGAUUCAUGGUUCAUUGUUUUUUUUUAGCUCAGUGAUUCAUGGUUCAUUAAAAAUUUCCAUUUGAUUUGUAUAUUUAAUUUUAAACUUAUAUUUAAAAUUAUUUUUUUGCAGACGGAUUGAUGGAUGUGAAGGAGGAGUGCGCAAAGUUUGGUGCUGUCAAGGGAUUCAAGUUUACUGGUGAUUCAAAUAUAGGAUAUAAGGUAACAGGGCGAGGGAGAGUGAAAUUGCAAUGAGGCUUUAACUUUCAUGAGCCGAAGGGCGACCACGAAGCGAUAAACAAUGCAAGUUACUCGUGCAAUGGUUAUCUUAGCAGGCAAGGUUGUAGGUGAUAGAUGGCUGCCCGUAGAUUAGUGGCGUUAGAAGGUACUUUACGACUCCACUUCGGCUGUACCUUAGGGCAAAAUACAGCAUUUUGAGGGUCAUCGACUCUAAGUUUUCCUCUGUUACUUGUCUACCAGCAUCUUAGAUGGAGAGCGCGCGCAUUGCAAUUUAAGUCAAACGUGUGUAAAGAAUUUGUUAUGGCCAAUCAGAUUAAAGGAAAACGAGAACUCCUUUAGGACUGCAUGAAUUGCCGGAAAACGCCAGUAGCAAGCGGUUUUAGUUUAGUAUCUAUUUAGUUGACAGUAUAUCGAGUUUUUUCGACUAACUUGGAGAUGCAGAUUCAGUUAUGGAGCAUUGCCUUCCGUUAUAAUCAUAAACGACAUUCAGUUGAAAAUUUCCUCAAACGCGCAUCUUUUAGCCUUUAAAAUGCCUUAUAGUCUGCUUUCUUGCACUGUAGGUGUUUGUCGAGUUCUCUAAUGCUGACGACUGCUCGCGGGCCCAUAGUGCACUCACAGGACGGGACUUUAAUGGCAGGACAGUCAUUACCAGCUUUUAUCCCAUAGAUUAUUAUCAUAUUGAUUACUUUUGGUGCUGAUACUUUUUCUGCAAGAUACAAAAAAAAAUAUGAACUUAUCUUCUAUGCUCCUGUUUGUGAAUUAAGGAAAAAAGAAUCUUCAUCUGAUUUCUACAAAUUUUUAAUUCAGAAGUGAACCAAAGUUAAACCACAUUUCUGGUUUGGAAAAAACAUUUUUCUUAAAAUGUUUUCUCCACCGAAGAUUAUACAAAGGUACUAGUGGACCUGAGAAUGGCUGUAGGCUUACCCUCCAUGGACUAGCAGCCUUUCUAGGAGGAGAAUUAAUUGUGUCGGCAAACUUUGAAGAUCAUGUUUUGUUUACUAUCAUGAUAUCCUAAUCCAACCCUUCUCCCAUGGCUGUUUUAAAUUGUAUUUUCUUCUCCCUUGGCUUGCUUAAAACUCUGUUGGAAAAACCCCAUGUCAAUUAAUCCCAUUCCCAGGCACUGCUAGGGAUCUUUCACCGAAUUUUAUCUUGUUGGGGUACUCCUUAAGGGUCUUGUAUUUUCCCUACUUACCUUUUACUGUCAUUGGCAAUUUCUUUGAGGUUUUAUUAUUUUUAUGGUAUUGUUUGAAUAAUUGUAAUUAACUUAUUAAAGUUUUGUUUGGGUAACCUCAGGCUCUCGUAUAUCUAUCUUUUGGUGGGUUUGCAACGUAGUAUCUUAAGC